Molecule: messenger RNA, 5219 nt
Organism: Papilio xuthus (Asian swallowtail)
Lineage: Eukaryota; Metazoa; Arthropoda; Insecta; Lepidoptera; Papilionidae
Product: ras GTPase-activating-like protein IQGAP1
Exons: 13
Coding region: 159-5078 (1639 amino acids)
Biological process (GO): regulation of GTPase activity; mitotic actomyosin contractile ring assembly actin filament organization
Cellular component (GO): cell cortex
Molecular function (GO): actin filament binding; calmodulin binding; GTPase activator activity
Source: RefSeq, a predicted model, not a curated record
AUUAUGCUUUGACAUUAACGGUUAACAUAGUUUCAAAUAUUUUGCUUUUGCUUUAAGUAAGUUUCAUCGCACUAAGUCUUACUUUAAUAUCUCGUAUACUAUAAUGAGUGACAUCAUGAUAAUUAAUUGUUCAUAAAUUUACGGAAAUAAGAAUAAUCAUGGGAAACGACAUCGAAGAAACGUUUAUUGGAAAAAUUGACGACUGCGACAGAGAUGUUCGCAAAACCGGACAGGAAAUGGAUGUAAUAAGAGAAAGGACUGUAGCUUACGAAUAUCUUUGUCGACUUGAAGAAGCUAAAACUUGGAUGGAGGCAUGUUUGAAAGAAAAACUUCCCCAUCCCGUGGAGUUUGAGGAAUGUCUUCGUAAUGGAGUGUAUUUGGCUAAAUUAGGAAAUUUCAUAGCGCCUGAAUUAUUACCGUUAAAAAAAAUCUAUGACAUUGAUCAAAGGCGAUAUAAGAUAAUGGGUUUACAAUUUAAACACACUGAUAAUAUAAAUAAGUUUUUACAAGUACUAAAGAGGACAGAGUUGCCUGUGACUUUCCAGCCAGAGACCACAGAUAUUUAUGACAAGAAGAACAUUCCAAGAGUUAUAUAUUGUAUACAUGCUCUUAGUUCACAUUUAUUCAAGCUUGGAAAGGCUCCACUUAUUCAUGAUGUUUUUGGAAAAGCAGUAUUCACAGAUGAACAAUUGGAUUCAGUAUCGAAAGAUUUACAAAAUUGUAAACAUCCUCUGCCUAUGUUCCAAAAAAUUGGUGGCAUCCUUUCAAGAAAUAAUGUGGAUAACAAUACAAUUUUAAAUGAAGCUAUUGUUGAAUUGAAUAAUUUAUUAGACACUGAAAAACCUAUCACCACAGCCAUAUUAAAUCCAAGUUUAAAGCUAAAGUAUAUACAAAAUCAACUUAUAGAAGUAUAUAAAGAAGUUUUGAAGAAUGCAAAACAAGACAAAAUCCAAGUGGCACUCAAUCAUUCCCUAAACGAAAGUUAUGUACCAGAUGAUUUUGACGAAAUGUUAACUGUUGUUGAAAUUCAAGGUCAUAUAACUGCAACGAAUUUUAGAUAUUUAUGGAAAAAAUUAUGCACAGCAUCUCAGCAUAAUGAUAUAAAUAGUUUGCACAAAAUAUUUAAUGAGGAAUGGGUUAAAAUUAAUAAUUACGAAUACGGCAAUUUAGAUUUUUACUGUGAUGUCGUUAAGGAAAUUAUCGAUGGUAAUAAAGACAUAGAUGUCGAAAGUGUGACAAAUUGGCACAAGAUAUUUCAAAAUAUUAUCAAUGAAGGGAACAGAAAAGCAUUUGAACAUAAGGAUCAUAAAUCGGCGAUUGGUGUCGUUAAUAAAUCAUUAGACGAAGGUAACCCGAAUGAUCUUUAUGCUGCAUUAAAAAAUCCAAAUUUAGGAUUAAAUAUAAAUAUUGAUAAGUUUGCAAUGCCACUGUUAUUCGAAGAGAUGAGAUUAGAGAAAUGUGAAUUGGAAAGGAAUCUAAAUGAGAACGAAAUAGCAGCUUCUGUGGCUUAUUUAUCAUCAAUCGCGUACAUUUCUCGUGCUGUUGAAAUGGGAGAUGAAACAGCAGUUUGGAAUUCUCUUAAUUCUAAUCAGAUAAAUUUAGAAAACUUAAGGCCGCACUGUCGACGCAGAUACUUCGCAGCUCUGGUGACUGCGUUACAAGUUAAAUGUAAAGAAGAGUUUCAAUGUCCAUUACUGACACUUGACGAUAUUCGUGAUGCGAUAGAAAUGGUUAAUAUUAAGGAUGACGAUAAUGAAGAAUUGGUUGUUUUAAUAGAUAGUAUCAAUAAAACUGUAUCAACAGAAGAUACGACGACGCUAAUAACAUUAUUAAAGAAUCCUGUAUUAAAAUUGCCUGUGACUCUACAUAAAGAAGAAUAUCAUCUUUGUAUGAGAACAUUGAAAAAGAUUUUCCAUCAAAAGGAAUCACAAAAUCUAUGGUACGAUGAUAUUCUGAAUGCAGUUAAUGAAGUUCACACUGAAUCUAUAAAAGCAAAAGAACUAACUGAAGCAUUGGUACAAAUAAAUAUGGCUGUUAUUAAAAAUAAUGUUGACGAAUUUUGGAAUAUUUUAACAUCACCCAUACUUUCUGUAUCAGAAAUAAUUGAAGAAGAAUGUAUAGAAAUAUACUUCCAUAUGUUUACUAAAGCUCUUUGGAAACGACGACAUUAUAUUUGUCCUUGGAUUGUUUGUCAUACUGAAGCAGGAAAUACUUUGUACAUUGAUAUCGAAUCUUAUAACUAUAGUUGGAUAACUCCAAAAGAUUUUGUUCCACACCACAGAUAUUUAACAAAGAAAGAUGUCAGUGUGAUUGUUGAGAAAACGAACAAACAAGAAUUCAAUUCACAAACAGAAGGAUUGUCGGAGAAAAAAUUGACAAAGUUUCAAGCCCAUUGUAGGGGAUACUUAGUGAGACAGGCGACGAUAAGGGAGAAGUUGUAUAGGGAAAAUGAGGAUUUGAUAAUUAAAAUUCAGGCAUGGUGGCGGAAAAUAUUAGCUAAGAAAAAAUAUGGAACUUUAAUCAAAAUGAAAACGAUAGAAGCAAAAUUGAGACAAGAAAAGAAACGUAAUCCUUGGGCGUGGUAUAAAGCGCAGGAGCAUAAAAUUAUCAAAAUACAAGCUCUAUGGCGAGGUCGUCGCGCUCGUCAAGCCUUUGUUUCACUCUUCCAUUCACCAAACCCACCGCUAAAAGUUGUUAAAAAGUUCAUUCCGAUAUUAGAUUUUGCCACAGAGGAUUACGACAGAGAAAUAGAAUUGCAAACGUUAAAAUCUGAAGUUGUUCAAUCGAUAAGAAAGAAUCAGGAACUUUCCAAACAGAUAGACGAUAUGGAUCUUAAAAUUGGGUUGCUCGUACAAAAUCGUAUCGCUCUACAAGAGGUCGCGGCGCACGGCUUGAAACUGAACAAUUUGGUUAAAAAUAAUUCAACAACGAAACUAGUAUUUCAAAAUCGUGAAGGAAAAGGUUCCCUAAUGACGAUAUCUACGGCUGUGAAAGGGUUAAAAUCUCUUACUAAAGAGAGCAAGAGAUUGUUAGAUGGAUAUCAACAUCUAUUUUACGAGCUUCAAACGAAUCCUACAUAUUUAUCCAAACUAUUAUUCUGUAUACCACAGAACAAAACUAAUUUCUUCUUACAGAAUGUUGUUUUGAGUCUUUAUAAUUUCGGUGCGUAUGCAAGAGAUGAAUAUUUAUUGUUGAAACUGUUCCGAUUUACUCUCGAAGAAGAGAUAAGUUGCAAAGUUUCUAAGCCGUUUGAUAUAAUAGCUUCCACACCUCUGGUUCUUAAAAUGGCGGUGAGUCUUUCGCGCCAGUUGUCCGGCUUAAACAGCUUGCAGAGUAUAAUCGGCCCUCUGGUCGAGAUGAUGUUGAAGGACAAAGAUAUGAACAUUGAAACCGGUCCUGUGGAAAUUUACAAGGCCUGGAGAAAUGAAACUGAAAUGAAGACGGGGCAAAUUUCGAAAUUACCAUAUACAGUAAGUCAAGAAGAAGCCUUAAAAUAUCCAGAAGUGAAAUCGAGACUACAAGUGGCGUUGAAUCAGCUGAGAACCGUCGUAACCAUGUUUUUGGAUAAAAUUAUAAGUUCAACGGAACUUUUGCCAUUCUGCAUCACUUAUAUGUCGCGGGUUUUACAUCGCUCGUUGACCUCCAAGUUUCCACAUACACCAGAAAAAGACAUUCUCAAGGUGAUUGGUAAUCUAGUUUAUUACCAGUUUUUGAACGCGGCGAUAGUAGCUCCCGAUGCGUUUCAUAUAAUCAACAUGCCCAACGGCGCGGGACUCACCACCGACCAGAGGAAAAACCUCGCCUCUGUUGCCAAAAUACUACAUUUCUCUGCAGCGAAGAAAGGCUUCGGCGAGGAGUCCAGCCACUUGCGCUGUCUUAACCCGUUCAUAGUGGAGUGUCACGAGAAGAUGAAGGAGCUGUUCCGUCGCUGCUGCCGCGGACCCACGCUCGAGGAGUACUUCGCAGUAGACGAGUACACGGAGGCCACUCUGCUGCAUCAUCCCCAUAUUUAUAUCACUGUUCAGGAAAUAGUAGAUACGCACGCUCUUCUCGUAGAAUAUCAAGACAUAUUAGCACCAGAUCCGAACGAUCGUCUUAACGAUUUGCUCGAGGACCUUGGGGAAGUGCCCACGGUGGCACAGCUCGCUUCUCGAGAUGUUGACUCUCAAGGUGCAGACGUCGAGGAGAAUGCCAGAUUAGAAGUGUGUUUGGCGCUCGUCAAUAAAUUCCAAGCUCCUGCCGACGACAUGACGGAUCUUAAUAAAUUGUUUAUCAAGACUAAAGAGUUAUGCGUCGCUAUAAUUCCAUUCCUCAAUGGUGAACAUCUCUUAGAAGCUCUUUGUAUUGGAACGACUAGAGAACAACAAGAAUUGUAUAACGAAAAGGUACAAAAACGUAUCUAUUCAGGUCAAGCUCGGCCCGACGAAGCUAUGUCUCUCCGCGAGCACAUAGCGAAGUUACGACGCAAUCUGCAAAUGCUUGAAGAAGAGGGUUACGUGACCCGAGAGGAUGGGUACCAGGCCUUAGUGACCUCUAUAGCUUUGGACCUCUGCAACAAGGGCAAGUACAGGCAGGCGCAGAGGCGCGCUCUGACAACGCUCACACGAACCAAACAAAGUCUUAUUGAAAAAACUAAAUACUAUGAAGAUAAAUGUAAAUCAUAUGACCAGUAUAUCAAGUCUUGUUUGGCGAAUCUCCAUACCGGCAAAAAGAGUGUGCACGCGUGUCUAAGAAGAUCCGGUAAGGAUAUUCAAAAGUUGAAGUCUAAGUUGACUGUAAAGUACACUGGUGCUAAGUUGUUAGAAAGAGGUGUCUUGCUCGAAAUUGACGGCUUAUCUAAGUCGCAGUUCAAAAAUGUUCAAUUUGACAUCACGCCUACUGACCAUUAUGGUGUAUUCACUGUUAAGGGGAAGUUUAUGGGCGUAGAAAUGGAAUCUAUAGAUAUAGACAUACAAGAUUUAUUACAACGACAAUAUGAAGGCUGCGCCGUAAUGGACUUGUUUGGUAAAGCUAAAAUUAAUGUUAAUUUACUGAUAUUUUUAUUAAACAGUAAGUUUUAUGGUAAAUCUAAGUCGUAGUUUUGUGAUUUGGUAUGGACCAGAAUUCGACAAACCUUUUAUAUGUACAAAUUCAUAUACCAAAAUAAAAAUUUCAUUUCAUGAAGUAUUCCUAACCAAAUAUUUAUUUAUAUUUACACCAAUUAUUUGUUACUUAUACCA